AUGUCAGCUACCAGAUCACGAGAUAAUUCUGUUAAAAGGAAAAAUGUUCAAGUUGUUGUUAGAGUCAGACCAUUAAGCGAAUCUGAACGUUCUUCUGGUAACAAAAACAUCGUUUCGUGUGACUUUGGAGGAAAGACUGUUUCACUUAAAAAUGUCAACGCUUCAGAUUCUUUACGUUUUAUUCAAGGACAAAAAUGUUUUGGAUCUUACGAUAAGGUUUUUGGCCCAGAAUCUACCCAAAUUGAAGUUUAUGAGGGUGUUCUAGCCCCGCUUAUGAAAGAAGUUCUUAAUGGGUAUAAUUGCACAGUUUUUGCUUAUGGCCAGACCGGAAGUGGAAAAACGUUUACAAUGGAAGGACGUCAUGACGACUCUAACGACUACACGUGGAACACUGAUCCAACAGCCGGAAUCAUCCCUAGAGCCCUUCAACAAAUAUUUUCUGAACUUGGAGUGGAUAUAGAUUACACUGUCCGUGUCAGUUUUGUGGAGCUCUACAAUGAACAAAUUUUUGAUUUGCUCAGUCGAAGCGAAAACUCGCAGUUGGAAUCGUUGAAAAUUUUUGAUGAUAAAGAAAAGGGAGUGUCAAUUAUUGGUGCUGAAGAAGUUAUAGUCCUCUCUCUGAAGGAGGUUUAUGAUUUGCUUAGACGUGGGGCUGAGAAGCGCCGUACAGCCACAACUCUUAUGAACAUUACUUCUAGCCGUUCUCACUCUGUUUUCACUAUUUCUAUUCGAGAACCUGGACUUGUAGACGGGGAAGAAUUGCUUCGUCAAGGCAAACUUAAUUUGGUGGAUCUCGCUGGCUCUGAAAAUAUUGCACGUUCUGGAGCGACAGAUAUUAGGGCUAGAGAAGCGGCACUUGGACGUGUAAUCAAUGCAUUGACUAUGGGUUCUUCACACAUUCCUUAUCGUGAAAGUAAGCUGACUAGAAUAUUGCAAGACUCCUUGGGAGGUAAAACAAUCACAACAAUUAUUGCAACGAUAUCGCCAGCUUCUUCAAAUUUUGAGGAAUCUGUUAACACUUUGGACUAUGCUCAGAGAGCCAAAAACAUCAAAAACAACCCAGAAGUUAAUUUACGAAUUACACGAAAGGGUCUUCUUAAAGAAUACAAGGAUGAAAUUGACAGACUUCGCCGUGAUCUUCUAGCUGCUAGAGAGGAAAAAAGAGCCUUCUUGGACCAGGAAAAAUCAAGUUCUGUUCAAAAAGAGCCUGAAAUUUUAUCAUGUGAAAAAUUAGCUGCACCUUCCACCUCAGAAAAUUCUGAUGAAAUUCAAAAAGGGAAAGUAGCUGAAAUACGGGAAAAAUUGGUAUGAUAUUUAUUUUUUAAUUUUAAAAAGGGGAUUAUUCGAUUUUAUUUCUAAUUUUUGUAGUGAACUUCUGAAUUGCUUUUUUGGGGGAAAAUUCCGUGUCGGCAAAUUUUUGCAUGUUUUCUGAAAUUUUUGUAGGGUUGUUUUUUGUGUUGUAGAUUUCAAACCGAAGAGUUUGGAAUCGUUCUUGGUUAAC
This is a messenger RNA of Meloidogyne enterolobii, 1501 nucleotides long. The record is from the annotation of a GenBank genome assembly. Lineage: Eukaryota; Metazoa; Nematoda; Chromadorea; Rhabditida; Meloidogynidae.